AAUGAAAUAGGAAGAUAUAUUUGUGUUAAAAUUGCCUUAACGAGUAAGACACCGUGUCCGAGUCGGUGUAAUAACAAAACAUAAAAACGCGAGCAAAUAGCACUAGUGUAUGCGGUGUGCUCUCAAAAUCAAAUUCAAUCGAAGAAAGAAUAACGAUUUCUCAACUCAACUCAACUCAACCCGGGUCGACUCAGUUGUGACUUGAAUCUCUUGAAUGGCGAAACUUGAAGCGAAGCUAGGAAUGAUCGUUGACAAGGUUGGCCAAUUCUUCUCCGGCAAAGACCUUCUUCCCUCCUGUGAUUCCGAUAUCAUCGCUGGAUGUGAAAGAGAAGUUGCUGAGGCUGAGAAACAAUCCUCCUCUGAUGACUCUAUGCAAGAAUCUCUCUUGCGUUUAUCAUGGGCUCUUGUCCACUCAAAGCAACCACAAGAUGUGCAACGUGGGAUAGCAAUGCUUCAAUCAUCUUUACCUAGCACAAUCGACCCACUGCAGCAAAGGGAGAAGCUUUAUCUUCUCGCUGUUGGAUAUUAUAGAAGUGGUGACUAUUCAAGGAGUAGGGAUCUUGUGGAGAAAUGUCUAGAGAUUGCACCUGACUGGAGGCAGGCAACGACACUUAAGACAGCGAUUGAGGAACGAAUCACAAAAGAUGGUGUCAUUGGCCUGGGCAUUGCAGCAACUGCUGUUGGACUGAUUGCAGGUGGAAUUGCGGCAGCCGUGUCUCGUAAAAAGUGACAGAAUUCUGUCUAUUAAACAUAUGAUAACAGCUGAUUAUGUAAGAGGCAAAUUUGUAUGAUACAUACUGUGAAUUUGCUGCAUCUCCCUGCUUUUAAAGGAGAGACCGAACUAUGAUGUGUACAAAUUGUGGGAGAUGAUAUCCAAGUACUAGAUAAGAGAUAUGUUGUGUGUUUUCAAUGUUUUAAAAAAUUCUACAUUUGUCUGUUUUGGUUCUCUCCAUAAAAUUGUCUCCAUUUUUCAUAUAAUGCAAUCCUGUUGUGACCAAA
This is a messenger RNA of Cicer arietinum (chickpea), 999 nucleotides long. RefSeq names its product mitochondrial fission 1 protein A-like. NCBI's taxonomy places the organism in Eukaryota, Viridiplantae, Streptophyta, Magnoliopsida, Fabales, Fabaceae. Gene Ontology annotation, cellular component: peroxisomal membrane; mitochondrial outer membrane. The record is from RefSeq and is a predicted model, not a curated record. Gene Ontology annotation, molecular function: protein binding. Gene Ontology annotation, biological process: peroxisome fission; autophagy of mitochondrion; mitochondrial fission.